CUCUGGUUGUUGUUGGAACGCGCCUCGCUGUGAAGGAUCCAGCCGGCGUCAGUGGGGUCUGUGCUGGCUGCGUGGAUGUGUGCAGCCCCCCGGACCUGGUCGGUGGGAGGGGAAGAAGUUUCCCCCAAAGACAACAAGCUUUGGAUCGCUGAGAAAGACGAUGCCUUCCUCCUCUCGCACGGACUCACGAGCUGCUCUCUGGAUUUGCCGAGUUAUUCUUCUCUUUCUCUAAGUUCUUCAGCGAGACGGUGGAGAUAUAUUGAGUUGGAGGAUGCUCCCGCGGGUCAGCAGGAUCCUUUACGUCAUCUUUUUCUGCGUUUUCCACGGUGGCUUACUCAGACUGAGCUCCUGCAAGGAGGAGAUAAAGCCCCCCAGCAGGGCAGGACCACAGCUGUCGCCUUCUGACUUCCUGGACAAGCUCAUGGGAAGAACGUCAGGAUAUGAUGCCCGCAUCAGACCCAAUUUCAAAGGUCCACCUGUGAAUGUCACCUGCAAUAUUUUCAUCAACAGCUUUGGGUCCAUCACCGAAACAACAAUGGACUACAGGCUGAAUGUAUUUCUGCGACAGAAAUGGAAUGAUCCCCGUCUGGCCUACAGCGAAUACCCCGAUGACUCCCUCGAUCUGGACCCGUCCAUGUUGGACUCUAUCUGGAAGCCUGAUCUUUUCUUUGCAAACGAGAAAGGAGCCAAUUUCCACGAGGUCACCACCGAUAACAAGCUGCUGAGGAUUUUCCAGGAUGGCAGUGUUCUAUACAGCAUCAGGCUGACUCUUACCCUGUCCUGCCCCAUGGACUUGAAGAAUUUCCCUAUGGACAUUCAGACCUGUACCAUGCAGCUUGAAAGCUUCGGCUACACCAUGAAUGACUUGAUCUUCGAGUGGCUUUCUGAGAGCCCAGUGCAGGUGGCUGAUGACCUCACUCUUCCGCAGUUUGUGCUGAAAGAGGAGAAGGAUUUGGGCUACUGCACCAAGUACUACAACACAGGCAAGUUCACCUGCAUUGAAGUGAAAUUCCACUUGGAGCGUCAGAUGGGCUACUACUUGAUCCAGAUGUACAUCCCCUCCCUCCUGAUUGUCAUCCUCUCCUGGGUGUCUUUCUGGAUCAAUAUGGACGCGGCACCAGCCAGAGUGGGCCUGGGCAUCACCACGGUCCUGACAAUGACCACUCAGAGCUCAGGGUCAAGAGCGUCACUGCCCAAGGUGUCCUACGUGAAGGCCAUCGACAUUUGGAUGGCGGUGUGCCUUCUGUUCGUCUUCGCCGCCCUGCUGGAGUACGCAGCCGUUAACUUCGUCUCAAGGCAACACAAGGAAUUCAUCAGGCUGAGGAAAAAGCAGCGACAGCAGAGAAUAGAAGAGGAGCUGGUUAGAGAAAGCAGGGGUUUUUACUUCCGCGGUUAUGGACUGGGUCAUUGCCUGCAGAACAAGGAUGUUGCCACAGUGGAGGGGUCCACCGUUUUCACCCCUCCGCCUCCUCCCGUCUCUGCCUGUGACGGGGAAGUUCUUCACAAGCGGUUUGUGGACCGGGCCAAACGCAUUGACACCAUAUCAAGAGCUGUUUUUCCUCUGAGCUUCCUGAUAUUCAACAUCUUCUACUGGAUCACCUAUAAAGUGCUACGACAUGAGGACAUCCAUGCAAACUUGUAAAUCGCUCCUCACUUACGUGAAGACGUUAUUGGAUUUGAUGGAUGGUGACAAAAUGGGUCAGAAGCGCUUGUGCUUCGUCAGAAACAUCGGGAUAAACUUGUGCUCAGGUGCGUCUUCAGGAUCUCGCGUGACUUAGCCUGAAGGACGAGUUAAAGCUGCGUGUUCAGGUUGUUGUUUUUCGACUGCUCGCUCGUGUCUAUCUCGGUCUGGUUUGUCCGGAAAACAUCUGGUUGGUUCAUGACCUGUCACUUGACUCCGCUGCGAGUCCAGUGAGGUCGACCCUGACUUACAGUGACAUACUGACUUGAAUUUGAAUGAAUGUUUUUGAAAAUUACAAUUGAAACAAUUUUUUUUUCUUUUUUUUUUUUACAACAUUGGUUUA
This is a messenger RNA of Synchiropus splendidus (mandarinfish), 2024 nucleotides long. It is a transcript of the gene glra4a, whose product is annotated as glycine receptor, alpha 4a. The record is from RefSeq and is a predicted model, not a curated record. Gene Ontology annotation, cellular component: neuron projection; synapse; plasma membrane. Gene Ontology annotation, molecular function: glycine binding; transmitter-gated monoatomic ion channel activity; transmembrane signaling receptor activity. NCBI's taxonomy places the organism in Eukaryota, Metazoa, Chordata, Actinopteri, Syngnathiformes, Callionymidae. The transcript is spliced from 9 exons. Gene Ontology annotation, biological process: signal transduction; nervous system process; chemical synaptic transmission. The coding region runs from base 272 to 1642 and encodes 456 amino acids.